Molecule: messenger RNA, 1812 nt
Organism: Colletotrichum orchidophilum
Lineage: Eukaryota; Fungi; Ascomycota; Sordariomycetes; Glomerellales; Glomerellaceae
Product: major facilitator superfamily transporter
Exons: 2
Coding region: 1-1812 (603 amino acids)
Biological process (GO): transmembrane transport
Molecular function (GO): transmembrane transporter activity
Source: RefSeq, a predicted model, not a curated record
AUGCCUCGCACCAACAAUAGUAACAACAUUGUUCGCGCUGCGGCGGUGUCCCGGACAGCCUCGUCCGGUUCCUUUCACGCAGGCGCUCCCAUUCCCACUUUGGGAAAUAUCGAGUCCAGCCGGAGAACCACGAUGCGACGCCAGUCUACUCAUCGAUAUCACACCUUUCCGACACCACCUCCCAAGACACCCCGCGAGCAGUCCUCGGCAGACCUAUUCCCACAUUCCGAUGACGACUCCGACGCUGCAGACGACGAACACCGGCAGACUCCUCUGCCGGUCAAGCAGCUUGCUCUGCUUGCCUUUCUGUCCCUGAGCGAGCAGACGGCACUGAACUCCAUCGGUCCUUACCUGCCUCAGAUGGUCGAGUCCUUCUCCGACAUACCAGAUUCUCAGACGGGGCUAUACGUUGGCAUUCUUGCCUCAGCGUUCGCGCUGGCUCAGCUGUCGACGAAUUUGUUGUGGGGUUACCUAUCAGACGUCGUGGGUAGAAAACCAACCAUGGUACUGGGCACCUUCAUGCUGGCAGGCUGUUUCGUCGGCUUCGGGUUCUGCAGGACCUACUGGCAAAUUGUAGUCGUUCAUGUGGCAAUGGGUAUGCUCAAUGGCAACGCUGCCGUGGUUCCCACCGUUCUGGGCGAAGUGACGGACCGUUCGAACCAAAGCCGGGCCUUCACAUGGCUUCCCGUCAUUUACUCCUUGGGCGGCAUUACCGGUCCGGCGCUGGGCGGGUUGCUGGUUGGUACCAUGGGAAAACGGUACCCAUACCUCGCGCCCAACCUGCUGAGCGCAGGGCUGUUGUUCAUCAGCGUGAUCAUUGUCGCAAUCUGGUUCGAGGAGACGCUGGAGACGCUGGAGCGUGACCACGCAGCUUGGAUUCCUGCCUGGGCGCGGAAAGCUUGGUCCUGGGUUUCGCGAGGAACGGAACCGCGCAGGAAUUCCUGGGCCACGCGCUGGCCUCGCCGCGGAUCACAAGCCGUGGCCAGCACUGAUGACGACGAAGAAGACGAUGAGGAUGAAGCAGGCGAGGACCAAGGGUUGCUUCAGCAUGCGUCCGAGGACGAUGCUCAUGCUGACGACGACACCAAGCUCCCCGGUGAUCUGUUGACAUGGCGUCAACUUUUGAAUCGCAAUACCGUCCUUGUACUGUUGACAUACCUAGUCUUUCAGCUAUCCAAUAUCUCCUAUAACAGCUUGUACCCAAUCUUCGCCGACGCCAACCCUCCAACAGGCCGAGGUCUUCCACCAAGCAAGAUUGGCAUCAGUCUCAGUCUGGCCGGAGUGGCCACCAUUGUUUUCCAGGCCUUCCUUUUUCAGCACUUAAAGACGCGGCUGGGAAACUUAGGCACCUACCGCAUUGCCUUACUGGGACUGGCGAUUAGCAUGGCCCUGAUGCCGUGGAUUCCCUACCUGGACGAUGAGCCACUAUUUGGCGUUGGCAGUGGUUCCACCUGGCUGUACGCGGAAUUGGGCGUUAUCCUCGUGAUUAAGAACAUCUGCGCCGUCGGCGGCCUGUCUAGUGUCAUGCUCUUGAUCACAAACUGUGCACCGAAUCAUGCUACGUUGGGAACCUUGAACGGCAUCGCUCAGACGCUAUCCGCCGCUGGCCGCAGCUUUGGGCCGUUCGUCUCUGGCGCCCUCUUCACGCUCUCCACGCGUGUCCAUCCCAAAGGCGAGGCCCUGGCCUGGGGGAUUUUUGGCGGCAUUGCCCUCCUGGGCUGGAUUGGAUCUCUCGCCAUCCGCAACCGCGGACUCGAGAGCGACGACUGGGUUGGCGAGGAAGACGGCACUGACGGAGAGACUGAGCCAUGA